Messenger RNA from Ostreobium quekettii, 2158 nucleotides. NCBI's taxonomy places the organism in Eukaryota, Viridiplantae, Chlorophyta, Ulvophyceae, Bryopsidales, Ostreobiaceae. The record is from the annotation of a GenBank genome assembly.
CCGACGGGGCCGACCCUCAGCCCUGCUCCCCGCCGCGGCCGUCUUGCUGAUCGCGCUCCUCGCUCCGGGAGCUGCCGCCGCUCCCAAUUCCGAUUCCGGAGCGUUCGCGGCCAGGGGGGAUCUUUUCGGAGGCAUUAGUCCAUCGCUUCCAGUUGUCCAUCAUGUGGACAAGGGACUCCCGUUUUCGGCAUACCGAAAGCUCCUGCAGAGCGACACGAAUAGGGGCCUGCUAGCGGCUGCCGCGGAAGGUGACGUGAAUGAGGUGUCUCGCCUGAUUGGUGAGGGAGCAGACGUGGACGCAACAGAUAGUCGGGACAACACAGCACUGGUUCUUGCUGCUGCUGGAGGCCAUGUCAGCGUCUUGCGGGUGCUCCUGGAGGCCGGAGCUGCUAUUGACAAGCAGGGGCAGAAUGGCCUCACAGCGUUGCAUGCGGCCGUAUCCGAAGGCCAGGUGUCGGCGGCGAGGUUUCUGCUCCAGGAAGGUGCAGACACAGAGAUUGCAGACGGUGAUAGGAACACGCCCCUCAUCACCAGCAGCGCGAACGGCAACAUGGCAAUAACCACGGCGCUGCUGGAUGCCGGAGCAGAGGUUGACGCCACGGGCUCCUCGCGGAAGACCGCCCUCAUGACCGCGAGCAUCGGCUCAUUCGACCUCAUCGUCGACCUGUUGCUGGAAAGGGGCGCGGACCUCACCCUCGUCGACAAGGGCGGCAACACCGCGAUUCACUACGCCGCUGUGGGCGGGUCUGUCAAGGUCCUGCAGUCCCUCAUAGACGCAGGGGCGGACGUCAACGCCCUGCAGGUCGGCGAGCGCACCCCAGCGAUGUAUGCGGCAGAGUUCGGCAACGCGCCGGCGCUGCGCCUGCUCAUUGCCGAGGGGGCGGACAUGACUCUGCAGUCGACGUUCGGGACUCCCCUGCACCACGGCGCCUUGUUCCCCAACAACGCCAUCGUCCUCGGAAUCGCUCUCGAGGCCGGGGUCGGCAUUGACGUCAAGAGAAACUUCGGCACCACCGCCCUGAACGAGGCGGCGUAUUACGGAAACAUUGUCAACGCUAGGUUUCUCGUGGAGCAGGGGGCAGACAAUGCGCUGAACGGCAGGCCGGUGUGCGGCUGCAAAGACGUGGAACCGGACUCAGAUGCGAGGAUGUGCCCAGCUGGAAAUUGCGAAAUACAGGAUGAAAUCGACGAACUCAAGAGCAUGUUUUCAGCGGGACAGACGAUCCACGACGCGGUGGUAUCGGGAGACCUGGACGCCGUGAAUGCGCUGCUGGCCAACGGAACAGACCCGGGCGAGACGGACGCCGACGGCGACACCCCUCUACACCUUGCCGCAGCAAGGGGGCUGGAGGAAAUUGCGACAGUGCUUCUGGAAGCCGGUGCAGACGUGGAUGCCAAGGAUGCCGAAGGAUUCACCCCGCUGCAUGUGGCUUCCUUUUUUGGCCACAUUGCAGUAGUUAACGUUGUACUGGAUGCAGGGGCGGAUGUGAGCCUUAGGAUCGAUGAGGGCUUCACGGCCCUGCACUUGGCCGCACAGGAGGGGUACGACAGCGUGGUGCAGGUGCUGGUGGCAGCCGGCUCCGACGUGAACGCUCAAACGUUCAAGUCCGGCGGCACAGCUCUGAUUUUGGCCUCGGGGGGUGUCCACACCGAGGUGGUGGGGACGCUGCUGGACAACGACGCCGACCCCACCAUUGGCAACGACUUCGGCCACACGGCCCUUCAUCGCGCGGCGGAGGUUGUGGAAACGGAGGAGAUCAUGCAGCUGAUUCUGGACGCGGGGCUGGACAUCAACGUCCAGACGAACCUGGGGAGCACCCCCCUCGAGCACGCGGCGUACUUCGGCAACGAGGACGGCGUAAGAUUCCUCCUCGCGGCCGGCGCGGACCCGGGCGUCGGCGCCGGGGACGGUCAUCAGGAUGAGGCGUGCGGCUGCAUCACCGUGAUUGGGAACCCCAACGCGCGGCAGUGCGCGGAGGGUGCCUGCGAGACGGCCCAGCAGGCCGCGACCAUUGAGGAGCUGCUGGGCCGCAGGGGGGCACCCUCGAGGCCGGCCCCGCCGGCGGUGGUGGACGGCGCCGUGGGGACAGAGGACUGCAGCGCGCUGCCCACCGUCCUGCAGAUCCUGGAGUGCCAAGCGAACUCGGGGUCCAUGUGA